Molecule: messenger RNA, 4111 nt
Organism: Podarcis lilfordi (Lilford's wall lizard)
Lineage: Eukaryota; Metazoa; Chordata; Lepidosauria; Squamata; Lacertidae
Source: the annotation of a GenBank genome assembly
GCAGGUGAGACACAGCACAGGAAGAGAACCCUUCUCUGACGCAGCAUCUGAGCUUGGCCGGCAGGAGCAAGUGAGGACUCCAGAGACAUGGCUCUCCCCGCCUUGCAGCAGAACCAGCACUGCAUUUACCCCCAGGUCUUCUGGACAAGCAGCAGUGGAGUUUCCAGCUCUGAGUGUGCCCCUUCAGGACUGUGUCCCAUCAGGUUUGCGCCCCACCAGGACAUUCGCCCUGCUCUGCCUGUGCCAGAGACCAAAAGGAAAAAGCAGAACAAAAAAGAUGGCACAUGCCUGUGUUUCCUGGUGGUUUCUCUGCUGACCCUUCUGGCCCUCACUGGGGUUGGGCUUGCAAUGUUUCAGAUCUUCCAUCUGCAGCAGGAACUAGAUGCUCUGAGAGAGGUAAAUGGAGGCACAGAAAUACCAGAGGAGACCUGCGAGUGGCACACACCACUUGGGGGAAGGGCACCCAGGGUCCCUGGAUUGGCGGCUCCUGAAGAUGGGGCCCUCCACUGAAAGGGGCACAGGGUGAUUUUUAUUCCCAAGUGUGAACGUCUGCCUUUUACCUCCACAGCUUUCCUGCUCCGGGCAGGUGCCUCAAUCUCCUGAGAUGCUCAAAGGUGAGAAGUCCUUGUCCAGGGAUGGCUGGGGGAGGGGGGGGGGAGAGCAGAGCCAAAUGGGUGGUUGUGCCUGGGCUGCCCUGCCUACAUUUGCAGUUCUUAUAAAGUUUCUUUCAUCUGGAAUCACAAUUGCCUAUUUCUAGAGCUUAUUGUUCUUGCCACUGAAUUAAAGAAACUUGGGCCACUUUGGAUAUCUUGGCUCAUUACCUGAACAGUGAAAUGUUGAAUGAAAUGGCUGCAUUGAAGUCCCAGUCCAUGCUAGUUGCAGAUGGACUUCUCUCUUUCUGUUAUUUCUGUAUCCCCAGAGCUUUUGCUGCUUUGGGGAUUUCUGGACAGGUCUGUUUCAUCUGCAUCGGGCAGAUGAUACAGAGAGUGAUUAUAGCACACUUGAGAGCCAUUUCUCUUACUGUCUGGCAUAUAAUAUUUUGAUACAGAACUGUUUGUUGCUGUUCACAAGCUUUUAAACAGAAAUGUAUUGAUUUCAAAAUGGUUUCAUGUGGUCUGCUGGUGGUGCUGGGUGCCAUCGGCCUGUGUUUGAAGUCCAGCUCUUGUGUGGGAGGUGGAGAGCAUUCAGCUCUAGGGAGAUGGGGACUUCUUCUUCCAACCAGCUAAGACCUGCAGGUGGGUGCAUUUAAAAGCACUGCAAGAAAGCCCUCGGGGAUCCACAGUGGAUUUGGAGAUGUGCCAUUGUCCCAAACCAAUCUGAAAACCAGAGAGCUGAGAAGUUUGAGAAAAACAUUGGGCAUGAUCAUGUUGCUUCUGUGCUGAGGCUGCAUGUAAGGAUCUCAGGGUAUUUGCUGGGAAACAAAUUAGUCCUGGGUUGGGGGAGCAGCCAGAAGGUAGAAUAAGAUAUUUGAAAAGCAGUCUGAGAUGUCUCAUGGGAGGGGACUCAGGAAUAAGUUCAGUCAUAGGUGGCUGUGUGGGAAACAGCAUCCAGUCCAUAAACUGGUCUGCUGAGGGAAAUGAAAUGUUAAGGCGCUCAUACCUCACCUCAAGGGCUGCCCACCCUAAAGCACAAUUGCCUCUGAAAGAGGCAAGUUUAGCACUUGCGAUCCCAUUGAUUUCAGUGCCAAAGGCCUGGGGGGUAAAGCCUACUAUGGCACACAGUGGCAUAAUUCUCAUUGAAAUGGAUGUGACCAAAAUGUGCUUAACUUUGGCUGGAUCACACCUCUCAAUUUCUUCAGAGCUGACCUCAUUGCUUCCCCUUUCCAUUUCUUCUCUCUGUUGGAAAGGUAUAAUGCGUUACUUGCCUUAUUCUCUAUUGCAAUGUAGGAUUUCUGAAUGGAACAGUGGAAAAGGAAGUCAAGAGGAGAGCACACUUGACAGGUGGGCAGCAAAACGCAUAGCAAAUAAUCCUGCAAACAGCGAGGGCAAAAAAGAGCUGUAGCUGAGGAAACUAAUGAACUGGCUGAAUUGUACUUGGGAAACUGGUUUUCAUAACCAAAUCAGAUACUUUGCUGUCUCUCAAAACUAAUGGGAACAGGUCAAGGAAAGUGCCUGACUUAACCCUCUCUGCCCCUUCUCCCCCUGAAUUUUUCUCCCAUCUUGGACUGGGCAAAAUGUCUGGAAAAGGGACUACAGGGGGAGAAGUGGAAGACUGGGAGAUGCUUAAGCAUUUCUCUUUGCACCAAAUCACACAUUUCUCUCCCACUGCUUUUGAGAUGUUUGGAAGAGAUAAGAUUCUCUGGCUCUGGGCUGAUGUCCUCAUCCAGAUGAGAGCACUCGGCCCUCAAGCUACAUAUCCUGUACUCUUAAGAGCUGCACAGAAGGACAAGUUUUACCAAGCAUGACAUUGGUCAUUCUUUAACUGGGGUGGGUAGUUGCAAUCUUCCAUUUGCUGCUCUCCUGCUGCCGUCACCUGUUUGUAGCAUUGGAAGAGAGCCGGCCCAGCCAUGAGGCAGCGUGAAGCAACCACCUCAGGUGGCAGAAGCACAAGAGGCAACACCCUGCCUGCCCCAUUGCUUCCGGUGUGUAGCGUUGCCUUGAGCAGAGAAGAUGAGCAGCAAUGGUUCCAGGUUCCAGGUUCUCAGUCAGCAGUGAGAACAACUGACAUCCACACUGCAAAGAGCAAACCAGCAAAUGGUAUGGAGUAGCAUCCUUCAGUGCUCUUCAGAUUAGACAUAAAGGUCAUUUUGCUGUGUUCAAAAAUAUUAGGAAACCUUGCAAUAUAGUGGGGUCUGAGAAACUGCUUGUUGUCUUAUUUUCACCAUGACAUUCCAUGUUUCUAGGCAAAGCAAACCAGCGAUCGCUCCCACUGGAAUGGGAGAGUACCUAUGGACAUGCCUUCAUUUCUGGUGUUCAGUAUGAAAACAGGGGUUUGGUGAUCGAUGAAGCUGGCCUCUACUUCGUGUACUCCAAAGUGUUCUUCCGGGGUGGGGCCUGCACCCCCCAGCCUCUUGAUCAUGUGGUUUUCAAAAGAAACCCAUCUUAUCCUGGUAUCCAGGUGCUGAUGGAGGACCGAAAGAUGAGCUACUGUGUGGCCAGGCACAUGUGGGGCAGAAGCAGCUAUUUGGGUGCUUUGUUCAACCUUUCCAGGCAGGACAGCCUGUAUGUGAGUGUCUCAGAAGUCACACUGGUGAAUCCUGAGGAGUCAAAAACCUUCUUUGGCUUAUAUAUGCUUUAGGGGUGGGUGGAAGAUUAGCAUUCAUCAUACAGGCUAUGAGAAAAUUCUGAGCAACAUGAAAAUGAUCUGGGACAGCUGAUGGACUGCAAACGUUGCUUCUCUAGAAAGCCCAUCAGACUCCAUGACUUCACUUUUUACACUGAGAAGUUCAAAAAAGGCCUGAAGCGGAUCUCCACAGAUUUAAACUGAGGGUCGACUUUUCCUGCUGGAUUCCUUCAGAGACAAACAGCCUUGAACCACACAUGACUUGCCAAAGAGUGCCAGGAAAUCCUCCAUUUGGGGAAAAGCAGGGAUUUUGCGGCAUAAAAACCUGUCCCUAUUGACCAAAUGUAACAGCCAAAUUUGGAUCCAUAUUUGAAGAGAUGUUCUUUGGUUGUGUGGCAGCUGAGGUGUGAAGGGAGCAGAAAUGUUUUCUGUUAGUUCCUAGUGUGUGACCGCCUAGCUGCUAGUCUGGUUCCAUCCAGCGUUUAUGUCUUGUGCUGCAGCUUCCCAGUGAAGGCCUAUUGGGUUGCUGUCAUUCAUCAGACACACUUUUAAAACUCCCCCAGUGCCAGAAAUGUAAGCCACUCUUUUUCAGCCUACCUCUUUGGCUCUAGAGGUAGCCAACUCUCAACGAAAAAACAAAACCCACUUUCCCACUUCUCUCUGUGCUCAGAGGCAGGCGAAGAGGCACCAUCCUCAGCAUCCCUGAUUCCCAGCACCGCCUGAGCAGUUCCGACAGUCUUGUGAAUGUGAUGUAAGAUGAAGCACUUUCAGUUGAGCGUGGUCAUGAAACUUCAAAUGAGACUAAUUCCUAUGCAUUUUCCUCAACUCUGUGGGAAAAUUUAGAAUGAUUUUUGUUUGGAGAGAAAUUAAAGAAGUUAAAAUAUUCUGG